This is a messenger RNA of Pyrenophora tritici-repentis Pt-1C-BFP, 1728 nucleotides long. Its product is annotated as metal-dependent hydrolase protein. The record is from RefSeq and is a predicted model, not a curated record. Gene Ontology annotation, molecular function: hydrolase activity, acting on carbon-nitrogen (but not peptide) bonds. NCBI's taxonomy places the organism in Eukaryota, Fungi, Ascomycota, Dothideomycetes, Pleosporales, Pleosporaceae.
AUGCCUUCUAUAUCUGCGUUUGUAUGGGCAUCGCUUCCGGUACUCCUGGCUGCCCUGAUCUAUCAAGUGGGGAUACCGGCUGUCCUUACUGAUAAUGUACCUUGGAAGCUGUUUCCGAACUUGUUCCUGACUACACACUGCUACAAGUCAGUGAAGACGUUAUCAGAGAGGCUUCCCACCGCCCAUUGCUUCACUGCCAAUGACGGAAUAUUUUCAAGUGUCUUCGUGGAUGAGACGUCAGACGAUGAAGUCAGGGAAGCCCGUACCGGUUAUGUAUAUCCCGGCUUUUGGGACGGCCAUGGACACUUGAUACAGUUUGGAGAAUCUUUGGACUCUGUUGAUAUCUUUGGGGCAAACUCAAUGGACGAGGUAAAGAGAAGAUUGGUUGAGUAUAAAAAGAAACGGCCUGAGAGGGGAACGAGCGAUCAGUGGCUGAGGGGUGUAGGCUGGGACCAAGCGCACUUUAACGGGAAAUGGCCUACCUCGUCAGACUUGGAAAUUUCUAAAGACUUCAAGGAUCUGUAUGUAAUGCUCGACCGCGUCGACGUACAUUGCAUCUGGGUCUCCGAAAAGGUCCUCAGUCUUCUUCCUUCAUUGCUGCCCGAUGUUCCUGGAGGCGAGAUACCUGCAAAAGGUAUCUUCUGCGACAAUGCCAUGGAUAUCGUCAUGGAGCUCUAUCCCAAGCCGAACAGUGCCCGCAAGACAGCAUUCAUCAAAGCUGGCAUGACCGAGCUCAACAAAUAUGGUAUUGUAGGCAUGCACGACGCCGGAGUCACUCCAGGAGAUUUGAAACUAUACAAGGAGCUCGCCAGCGACGACGACUGGACUGUCAGAGUUAAUGCUAUGAUUGAGUGUGACGUCAGAAACACCUUCUGCCCAGAGGCAGUUGAGAAGAUUUCCACUGCCAACGGGAAGUUUCAGGUCAAAAGCGUGAAGCUCUUCGGAGAUGGAGCCCUUGGCAGUUGGGGUAGUGCGAUGAUCGAACCAUAUAGCGACAAACCCUUAUCCUCUGGCUCCCUACUUGUUAACGCAACUAUGCUGUCGCAGGUGACUCACGAUUGGGCGCAACUGGGCUACCAAGUAAACAUUCACGCCAUCGGCGAUCUUGCGAACAGACUGGCCAUUGAUGCAUUCGAGAAUGCAUUGAAGAGUUUAUGCCCUGAUAUCACACCACGCGAGUGUCAGGCCAAAUACCGCUUCCGUAUUGAACAUUCACAGAUAAUUCAUCCCGACGACCAGGUUAGAAUGUUCGAGCUUGGCAUUAUACCAUCAAUACAGCCUACGCACGCGACCUCCGACAUGGGAUAUGCAGAGAGCAGACUCGGCCCAGAACGAACAAAGCACGAAGCGUACCGAAUGCGGUCCUUGCUCCCACUCCAUCCAGUGCUCGGCAGCGACUUCCCAGUCGAGCCAGCCAGCAUCUUCGAAGGCAUGUACGCAGCCAUCACGCGACGAAGUCCACACACCGGCUUAGAUCCCAAUGGUGGAAAAACUGGCUGGUACCCAGAAGAGACACUUACUUUCUCACAAGCUCUGGAAGGUUUCACGGUAAACCCUGCAUACGGGGCUUUUCUGGAAGACCAGGCCGGUGUCAUAGAAGUGGGUACAUACGCAGAUUGGGUCGUUGUCGACGAAGAACUGGAGUUGUUGGAUGUAGAGGCUUUGCGCAAGGUCACUGUGAGAGAGACAUGGGUGGGCGGUAAGAUGGUAUAUCAGAGGCCCACAUAA